Molecule: messenger RNA, 405 nt
Organism: Cajanus cajan (pigeon pea)
Lineage: Eukaryota; Viridiplantae; Streptophyta; Magnoliopsida; Fabales; Fabaceae
Source: RefSeq, a predicted model, not a curated record
AUGGUUUUGGCCUUCAUAGGUGUGGAUUCUGCAAGUUUAGGUGGAUUGGAUAGUAUAGGUGGUUUAGAAGAAAAUUGUGGAAAGAAAUUUGGAGUAACAGACUUUGUCAAUGCUGGAGAAUGUGGGAACAAACCUAUUAUCAUAGAGAAAACUGGUACGGGAGCAGAUUAUUGCUUUGAAUGUGUUGGUAUGGCAUCAUUGAUUCUUGAAGCAUAUGCUUCUUGUAGAAUGGGUUGGGGAAAAACAAUUGUGUUAGGAGUGGACAGGCCAGGAGCCAAGAUAAACCUCAAUUCUCAUGAUGUCCUCCAUGACGGGAAGAGCCUCAUGGGAUCCUUAUUUGGAGGUCUCAAACCCAAGUCUCAUGUACCCAUUCUCCUUAAACGUUACGUAGAUAAGGAGUUGUAG